This is a messenger RNA of Ochotona curzoniae (black-lipped pika), 1122 nucleotides long. It is a transcript of the gene CETN2, whose product is annotated as centrin 2. Gene Ontology annotation, molecular function: calcium ion binding. The record is from RefSeq and is a predicted model, not a curated record. The coding region runs from base 88 to 606 and encodes 172 amino acids. Gene Ontology annotation, cellular component: centriole; centrosome. The transcript has 5 exons. Gene Ontology annotation, biological process: centriole replication; mitotic cell cycle; nucleotide-excision repair. Lineage: Eukaryota; Metazoa; Chordata; Mammalia; Lagomorpha; Ochotonidae.
GCAGGGCCGCGCGCGCGGGGAGGUGGGAAUGGCGCCGAGUCUGAGUACGUAGGUUGCCGUAACAACGGGCAGCGGAGUGCGUCGGCUAUGGCCUCUAACUUUAAGAAGGCAAACGUAGCAUCCAGUGCCCAGAGAAAAAGGAUGAGUCCUAAGCCCGAGCUUACAGAAGAGCAGAAGCAGGAAAUCCGGGAAGCUUUUGACCUCUUUGACGCUGAUGGAACUGGGACCAUAGACGUUAAAGAACUCAAGGUGGCAAUGAGGGCCCUGGGUUUUGAACCCAAGAAAGAAGAAAUCAAGAAAAUGAUAAGUGAAAUUGAUAAAGAAGGCUCAGGAAAAAUGAACUUCAGUGACUUUUUGACGGUGAUGACGCAGAAAAUGUCUGAGAAGGAUAGCAAAGAAGAAAUCCUGAAAGCUUUCAAGCUCUUUGAUGAUGAUGAAACCGGGAAGAUAUCGUUCACAAAUCUGAAACGUGUGGCCAGGGAGCUGGGUGAGAACCUGACUGAUGAGGAGCUGCAGGAAAUGAUUGAUGAAGCUGAUCGGGAUGGAGAUGGAGAAGUCAAUGAGCAGGAGUUUCUUCGCAUCAUGAAGAAGACCAGUCUUUACUGAGCUACGUGGCGUCUUUUCUACUGCAAGCACACCUAACUGGUUUAGUGCCUGUCAUUGUGUAAAAUCUGGCUUUUGGAGAAUGCAAACUAUUUUCUCCCCACUGAACUCCAUGUGUAGCUUUAGUUAUGACCUCUAAUCUGUUCCAGGCUUUGAAAGUGUUCUUUGAUUUUCAUACUCUUUACAAAGUGACCUGCUGAUUUGUUUAGUUCUCAAAAGCAGAACAAGCGCACACUGCAGGGGAGAGAAGGGUCUUAAAGCAUUGCCUGCCUGCCGUUUUUGACGUGCUCUGCUCUUGUCAUGUAUUUCACGUAGAUGCACACCGCACAACUUCUUAGACAAGCACACGCUGCACCAUGUUACCAGAAGCACUGGUCAUUUUUUCAGUGGCUCUAGUUUCUACUUAAUGCUGGAGAGUAGUUUUCUCUUUUAUAAAACCCAGUGAAGUCUUGCAUUGGCAUUUGGAUGUAUGUUAAUGCUACUUGUUUUGUCUUAAAAAUAAAACCUUUCUUAGUCUGA